Messenger RNA from Schistocerca gregaria, 1452 nucleotides. RefSeq lists its product as uncharacterized. The record is from RefSeq and is a predicted model, not a curated record. The coding region runs from base 14 to 679 and encodes 221 amino acids. The transcript has 4 exons. Lineage: Eukaryota; Metazoa; Arthropoda; Insecta; Orthoptera; Acrididae.
AGAUUCAGGGAACAUGAACUUCUACAUAGCGCCGCUACUGCUCGCCUUUUGCGUCGUUGCCUCGGUGCAGGGUCACAAUGCGGCAAACUCGGCGAACUUACCUGCCAGCAGAGGAGCGCAGGGUGCUGCCAGAGGAGCGUCUUUCGGCGCUGCUGGGGCGGCCAGAGGCGCGUCUCUCGGCGCAGGGGCGGCAAGGGGCGCGUCUCUCGGUUUGGGGGCAGCAAGAGGCGCUUCUUCUAGUGCGGGGGCAGCGAGGGGCUUUUCGGCAGCCAGAGGCGGGGGGGCGGCCCGAGGCGCAGCACUUAAUGCGGGGGCAGCCAGGGGCGCUGCUCUGAAUGCGGGGGCGGCCAGGGGCGCUGCUCUGAAUGCAGGGGCGGCCAGGGGCGCUGCUCUCAAUGCGGGGGCGGCUAGGGGCGCUGCUCUCAAUGCGGGGGCUGCCAGGGGCUUGAACUUCGGUGCAAUGGGGGCCACAGGUGCGUCUGCUGCUGCCAACGCCGCAGCAGCCAGAAGGGCAGCCGCACUGCGCACUACUGCCACAGUGAACGAAAUUAACGCGCUGGGGCAGAAGAGAAGGCAGGCAGGGUUUCAAAGCCUGAUGAGUUCUUCGGCGCCGGCGCAAAGAAUGGCGGCGUUCGCUGGAGCCACGGCGCAGGCAGCGGCUGGAGCCGGCGGCGUGUAGUGGGCGUCACCACCCAGCGGCAGCUGCGGACCGUCCAUGAAGCUGAACGUGCGCGACCAGAAACACAGAGAAGAAUCAGCAAGGCACCAGGAACCACCCCAGACGCGGUUCGCUCUCAAUGAAGACAUCACAAUGGAAUAAAAACAUGUUUUCAGCACGCAUUUCAGUUUCACUAUCCCAUAACAGCUUUGUUCUCCUGUAGGCUUAUUAAUUGCGAAUUAAAUAUCACUGUACCGUGAGGCCUCUUACUAUGCACUAGUUGCUAGUAGUCCCUCUUUAGUAGAACAGUAAUCAAUACAUUGACAGUUAUUGUAUCUUUAUAAUCGCUACGAAUAUUAUUUAUAAUUAAUAUCUAUGCUGUCUAUUCUAAGCAUUCCCACUAUUACUCCAAAUAAGACGAUCUGUGGCCAAGCCCGGUGUAUUCCUUACAGAACACGAGUUUUUUCACAGAGCUUGAUUCUAAUGUGAUACAUUCAUUGCAGUACUAUAAACGGCGAGUGCUUACCGAGAGAAAUCUAAUGUGUGGCGGGUGUCUAUGAAGCGUGUUCUUCGCUCUUUGUACUGUCAAAUAACUGAGUGAUGGCGGUCGCGUUGGAGAGAGAACGCGGCUAUAGUAACGGCAGUAUAGGUAGUCUUCAUAAUAGCCGAGCACACAAUGGGCUGGCUGCAUAUCACGGCAUUGGAAUGAAGCCACAUAGUAUGGGUGGCAUUAUGUAGAAAUUGUGAUGUCCUAGCAACUAUGUGGCAUGAAAAUAUACUCCAUUCCGAAACAA